UUCUAUUUCAUCCUAUUUGAUUGUAAAUAAACCCUUGUAUGGCGCCUUACAUUUUCGGCGGGUUGCUUAAGGCUGUUGGGCUUUGGACAUUGUGUGGUUAACUGUCCUAGUGUCGGUAACACUUGAUUGUAUCCUGCUAAUUAAAAUGCCGGACAGCAAUGUUGCUAAGGGGGUCGUGUUGUCAGAUAAACCAGACAAGUUUAUCGAUAAAAUCGAUCCUGAGGAUCCAGAGUAUCAGAAAAGUUUAAUGCGCCCUGCCUGCAUAAAAGAAGAUGUAAAUCUGAUGAUUCAACGACAGCGCGUUUCCGGCAUAUUGAAGUCAGAUGCUUUCCGACGAGAACUGGAGGAGGUUAUACGUUCUCAGUGUCAAUCUGGUGACUAUCCUGGUAUGAGCACUAGUCUUCUGUCUCUGCAACACAUAUCAGAUCUAUUCAAUUCUGCCCCUUCUGGAAAACCUCUUGGUGGGGGUGGGUUUUCAAGAGGGCAUCGUAAUGGUGUUAUUCCGAUAAAUGACUUGCGUGGUGGUGACGCGACUGUUUAUUCUCGACGUGAACGUUCUCUCCGUUGCAAACUAGCAUCGGUAUAUCGCUUAAUAGAUCUUUUCGGAUGGAAUUCGAGUAUAUACAAUCAUGUGACUGUGUGUGUUAGUCGCAAUCAUGAACAUUAUUUGGUUAAUCCUUUCGGAUUGCUUUAUCAUGAAAUUACUGCUUCGUCUCUUAUCAAGGUCGAUUCCAAAGGCCAGAUACUUGAUCCAGGAUCUACCAUUUUAGGUGUAAAUCAAGUAACCUGGGCCUUACAUUCAGCUGUUCAUUCAGCUCGGGCUGAUAUCCGAUGCAUUAUACACUUGGAUACCCCUUCUACUGUUGCAAUAUCUUGCAUGAAAUCGGGUUUGUUGCCUCUUUGUAAUGAAGCAAUGAUUUUGGGCGAAGUGGCUUAUUAUACUCCUAGCGGUGGAUUAAGCUGUAGAACCAACGCUGACGCUAACGGAGAUUUCGGUGAUAUUAAGGAUUGGGCAGCUGAAUGUGCGACAGUCAGUGAAGCUUUAGGUCCAACUGCUCGCAUAUUAUUUCUUCGAAGUCUUGGAUUACUUGCCUUAGGUGAAACGAUCGAGGAGGCAUGGCAUUAUGCAACUAAUGCAAUAGUUGCAUGUGAUACUCAGCUCUUAUUGGCCUCAGUCAGUGCCGAAAAUCUCAUUCUCCCUACAGACAAACUAAAGCAAAAAACUUAUGAAACAUGGCGUACAGCUGGAUUAGGCGGUCUUAGUGGUCCAGAAGCUGCACUAGCUAUGCGACUAUCUUCGCCUAAUAAAUCUAGUACUAGUGAAGCAGGACAACAUUCAGUAACAAAUGGUUUCAUCUCAGAUGGUUCAAAUGUGGAAAGUAAUUCGGCCAGACCAUGGCGCUUAGGUGAACUUGAAUUCGAAGCUAUGAUGCGUCAUUUAGAUAACGCUGGGUGUCGUACAGGCCAUCUUUAUCGGCAGGAGGCUAUGGCGAGCCCACAUCGAUCACGAAGAAGUAAAGUCGUGAAUGGGCACGGUGGGGCUGGUCGUCAGGACGAUGAUAUACAAGUUCCACCAUCUGCUUCGUCUGUAACUGCUACAAUGGCUUAUUAUUAUGAUGACGGAGUUCUUUCGGGCGAUGAAACGGAAACACCUAGACCAUCAACUCUUAGGCGCGAGUUUUCGGAGAAGCAAUGGUUUAACACACCAAACAAAUACACUAAAGAAAUAAUUGAACCUGCUCCAGGCCAUCAACCAGUUCCGCAUUGGGUUUGUGAACGUGAAGCAGCUGUUCAUAAUGCUGUUUGUAAUGGUGCUCUACCUCCUCCGGCACCAUUCCAUCCUUUAACUCAUGGAGCAGUACCACUUGGUUCAACUGGUGGACCGGCAACGGGGACUUCGUCAGUCAUGUCACCCUACAAUGUAUUUGCUCCUCAAGGUUCUAAUCCAAAAGAAUAUCGCGAGCAGCAAAAGAAAGUCAAGGCGAAGUAUUAUCAUGAUACAAAUACUGCUGGACCUCAAUCUCGGCUGUUGGAUGGUCUCACAUGGGAUGAAGCUCGACGAGUUCGUGACGAAGGUUUAGUCAAAGUAUUAGGUCCGAGAGCCGCCGCUUUAGUGGCAGGUGGUGUUACUAGCGAAAUGCCUGUAGCUGCAGCUAGUAAGGCGAUUAUCCAACGUGAUAUACGAAAUGCAGCAGUGAUAUAUGAUGGUCUUUAUUCUCAUCAAAAUCCAUUCGAAAAAAUUACCGAUGAAGAGUUAGAGAUGUAUCGGCGUGAAAUUGAACUUAAAAAUAAUCCUGAUUUAGCUGCCGAGAUGGAUCAUCAUCUUACCGAACAGAAUGCAUCUUUUGAAGCUCCUAGUUCUACUACACAUCUUAUAGAUUCAUUAGCCGUCGAUAGCGGUGCUACGGAUCUUGAAAGUGCCAGCGAACUUGGUCCAACUAUUCAUUCAUUAUCUGAAUUAUCUCCGUCUGUACAUAAUGCAAGAGUUGGAGAGAUUCGUCAUUCGGAGACGUACCCAAUUGACAGUCCAGUUACUGGUCGGUUAAAAAAUUCAUACAAUAAUUUUUUUUAAAUUUAGUGCUCUGCCACUUUCGUAUAUGUUACUAAUACCAUCGCUAUUGUUAUUAUUAAUAUUAUUGGUUAUUGAAAUUCCUUUACUUAAUUUUGACGCUGGAUAUCACCUAUCUGCAUCUCUUUUACAGGUCGCUUAGCACCACCACCUACGUCAGGGACACUGACAUCGGAACCGAGUGGAACUGAAGAUAUGAGUGAAAGUGAUGGUAAACACAAGAAGAAAAAACGACGCUUCAAACUUCCCUCAUUCUCAUUAAAACCUAAAGACAAAUCAAAGAGUAAAUGAAUAGCUAUCUCGUUUGAGUAUGAAUAACUACCAGCUAAUUUGCAUUACGGUUCACAAUUUCGCAUCACAUCGUCGUUAACCCUAGAAGAUAUAAAUAAAUAUAAUUAGUAAUUUCGCUUACAUUCUGCAAACACAUUUGAGAAAUCAUUCCUCUAUUGUUAAAUGUUUCUAAAAACUUAACAGAACAUUUUUAAAGUGUGAUGCGAUGUGUGGCUGUGCCUUAAAUUUCCACAUGAUUACUUGAUGCAAAUUCUUUAACCCUAAGGGGAUGAUGACUAGGGGACUAUUUUGAUUUUAAAAGAUGUGUGUAAUAACUAUUGUUGACUUGUAACUAUACAAGCACAUAAUAAUUGAGUAUAUUUAAAUUAUUAUGAUUAUCUUUUUCCGAUUGUGUUUCUCCUUUUUUUCCUUCACAUCUUUCCUUCAUCAUAUGGACGUUUCACAAGGUAGUAGAAUAGACGAUGAAAAACCGUCUUGUUGUAUUGAAUCUUUUUUGAAUUUGCCUGUUCGUUGAUAUUGUUAUUAUUUCAGCUAAUUAAUAUGCUUCGCUUUCCCUUGAAAAAAUGACACAAUGUUUUGUUUAGGAUAUUUGAUUUUGGAAGUAAUGUAUCACUAGAUCACUUCCCCUUCCACCUGCUGUUCUGAUUUAAUCCCACUCCCAGCUUACUAUAAUGCUAACAAUUUUUAAAAUCAUAUGUAAAGUACUAUUCUCUUAAUUUUCGACGAUAUUUAAUGUUGUCAUCAUCCACAUUCUAUUUCUCAUAUUUUCUUAAUUCCUGCACUGCACUACUCCGUCCAUAUUUUCAUAUACAUAUAUCUGUCAAUGAGCCGGUAAUUACAGUUACCUGUUUUUUCAGUUAAUUUGAAUCAAACAAAAAUCUUAGAUUUUUUUGUAGCAUUUGGGGACUCAAUUUUUCAUUUCCCUAAAAAUCGACUUAUAUGCUUCUUACUGUUCACUAAUGUCUGUUGCCUUACGUUAUUCAAUAUUUUUUUCCGCAUCAUUUUGUUUUACGUGUAUAGUUGUUAACAUUGUUAAGUUCACGUGUUUUCCCCCUUGCUACUUAGUUCGAUACAUAUAAUUUUAUGCUUUUUUAAGUAUAUGCUCCAUUUAAUAAAUCAUAUUGCAUAAACAAGCUUUUGAAUAAACAUCCCUUUCUUAUCUGUGCUUAUGCUUAACCUGAAAUCCUGAUUUUCACUUCUUUAUUUUUCGUUUUAAUUUUACGCCAAAUUAUUUCCUCUGAAUUGUUCUUUUUGCGGUUCUUUAAACCUGAGACCCUGCAAUUGUCCCACUAAUAUACAUAUAUUUGAUGAGUAAUAAA
Schistosoma margrebowiei is the source of this 4179-nucleotide messenger RNA. Lineage: Eukaryota; Metazoa; Platyhelminthes; Trematoda; Strigeidida; Schistosomatidae. The record is from the annotation of a GenBank genome assembly.